Molecule: messenger RNA, 3262 nt
Organism: Spinacia oleracea (spinach)
Lineage: Eukaryota; Viridiplantae; Streptophyta; Magnoliopsida; Caryophyllales; Amaranthaceae
Product: phosphatidylinositol 4-phosphate 5-kinase 1
Exons: 8
Coding region: 312-2807 (831 amino acids)
Biological process (GO): phosphatidylinositol phosphate biosynthetic process
Cellular component (GO): plasma membrane
Molecular function (GO): ATP binding; 1-phosphatidylinositol-4-phosphate 5-kinase activity
Source: RefSeq, a predicted model, not a curated record
AUAGCCGGCCUUUCUCUCUCCUCAAGUUCUCAUUACAGUUUCUCUCUCAUACACUUUCCCAUUUCCUCCUGUAUUGUCCUCUCUGUCUCCUUGAUUCUCCUCCCAUUCUUCAAAGCAAACAACAACAACAACAAACUACAGUCCAUCAUCCCAAGAAGAAAACAACAACACAACCUCACUUUCUCUUUCCUCUCUCCUAAACCUCAUCACAAAAAACAACAUUUUGCACACUUACCCACCAAAAAUCAAAUCAAACUAACCGAAAAAAGUUAAAGAAUGCUUGAAUCUCCGGCGAACCACCAGCGGAGAUCAUGACGACAACCCAACAACAACUACCGCAAGCACAAGUACAACUGUCGCCGCUGCACAAAAUGCAGGGGACUUUGAAGCUGAAAACACUCCGUAGGACCUACAGUCUUUGCUCACGCGCUCCCAUCUCCCCAACAACCACUGGGAAGUACUCUGAAUCUACACAAUCGUCAGAAGAAGAGGCGGAUGAGGAGGAAGAAGAAGAGGAGCUAGAAGUAUCGUCUUCGGAGGAAGAGAAACCCCAUCAAGUGGUGAAAGUACAAUCUCAAAUGAGUAAGAACAGGUCGGCGGCGAGUCUCCGGCGAGUGUCACCUGAGAUUGAGGGUUCAAUGUCAUUGAGCGUAGGCGUAGAGAGGAACCUGCCGAACGGGGAUUAUUAUACGGGGACAUUCUACGGGAAUGUACCCCAUGGAAGUGGGAAGUAUUUAUGGUCUGAUGGGUGUAUGUAUGAAGGGGAAUGGAGGAGAGGGAAGGCAACAGGGAAGGGGAGGUUUUCAUGGCCGUCAGGGGCGACAUAUGAGGGGGAGUUUAAGGGAGGGAGAAUGGAGGGUUUGGGAACAUUUACAGGGACAGAAGGGGAUACAUAUAGAGGAAUGUGGGAGGCGGAUAAGAAGCAUGGAAAAGGGGAGAAGUUAUAUGCAAAUGGGGAUGUGUAUGAAGGUGAUUGGAGGGGGAAUGUGCAACAUGGAGAAGGUAAAUAUGUGUGGAAAAAUGGGAAUGUGUAUGUUGGGGAUUGGAACAAUGGGGUUAUCUUUGGUAAAGGUGUUUUGAUAUGGGCGAAUGGGAAUCGAUACGAAGGCUAUUGGGAGAAUGGGAUUCCGAAAGGGGCUGGGGUUUUUACGAGGCCGGAUGGUAGUACUUAUGCAGGAAAUUGGGGGAAUGGUGAUAAUACUGCUACUGAUGGUGUUGCUGAUGAUGUUGUUGAGGGGGUGAAUGUUAAUGUUAAUGUCAAUGUCAAUGUCAAUGUCAAUGUCAAUGUCAAUUUGGUUCCUACGAAUACUGGUAAAAGGAUGAGUGUUUCGGAUAGAGGGGUUAAUUUUCCACGAAUUUGUAUAUGGGAAGCGGAUGAGGAUGCUGGGGAUAUUACUUGUGAUAUUAUUGAUAAUUCAGAGGCUUCUAAAUUGUAUAGGAUUGCUAGUAACAAGAGUCCCAAGGCUGCUUUGAGUAGGACCCAAAGUCCUAGGAAUUUGAAUAUUGUUAACAAUGUCAGUUCUACGCCUUCAACACCCUAUUGGUAUGGUGGUGGAUGUGAUGAGAUUAAGAAGCCUGGACAACCUAUAACCAAAGGGCAUAAAAAUUAUGAGCUUAUGCUUAAUUUGCAAUUAGGAGUCAGUUUUAUAAUGUAUAGGCAUUCUGUUGGGAAGCAUGCCUCGAAAACUCGUGAUCUUAAGAGUUCUGAUUUUGAACCUAAGGAGAAAUUUUGGACUAGGUUCCCUCCAGAAGGAUCUAAACAUACACCUCCACAUCAAUCAGCUGAUUUCAGAUGGAAAGAUUAUUGUCCCAUGGUGUUCAGACAUUUGAGAGAACUAUUUGGGACUGAUCCAGCUGAGUAUAUGCUAGCUAUUUGUGGAAGUGACGCUUUGAGAGAGUUUUCAUCCCCUGGGAAGAGUGGGAGUUGCUUCUAUUUAACUCAAGAUGAUCGGUAUAUGAUUAAAACUGUCAAGAAGGCCGAGGUUAAGGUACUCAUCAAAAUGCUGCCAAAAUACUACGACCAUGUUUCUAAGUACAAGAACACCUUGGUGACAAAGUUCUUUGGCGUGCAUUGUGUCAAACUCAAAGCAGUUGGUGGUCAGAAGACACGCUUCAUUGUUAUGGGAAAUUUGUUUCACUCUGAGUACCGUAUUCAUAAAAGAUUUGAUCUAAAAGGAUCUUCACACGGUCGGUCGAUUGAUAAGCCGGAAGGUGAAAUUGAUGAGACUACCACCCUGAAGGACCUAGACUUAAACUUUGUGUUUCGCCUACAGCAAUCUUGGUUCCAAGAGCUGAUGAUGCAAGUUGAUAGAGAUUGUGAAUUCUUAGAGGCAGAGAGAAUUAUGGAUUAUAGUCUGUUGAUUGGUCUUCAUUUCCGCGAGGAUUGUUCUAAUAAUGAGCGAGGGCUGUCACCUACUGGUAGAGGAGGAACAUAUCAUGAUAAAAGUUCGCCUCUGGGGUACGAGAUAUUUUCGCAGGAGUCAAACUGUAUAAUGGAAGGAAAGAGACCUUUCAUCCGGCUAGGAGCAAACAUGCCUGCACGAGCAGAGCGAGUAUCACGGACAGAAUUCGAAGGAAAUGGAACUCCACGAAGUGUAAAUGGUGGAAAUGGUGGUGGAGAGGUAUAUGAUGUAAUUCUUUAUUUUGGUAUCAUUGACAUUCUCCAAGAUUAUGAUAUCAGCAAAAAGCUUGAACAUGCUUACAAGUCCUUGCAAGCGGAUCCCGCCUCCAUCUCGGCUGUGGAUCCAAAGCUCUACUCUAAAAGGUUUCGGGAUUUCAUGCAUCGCGUCUUUGUACAAGACGAGUAAACAAAAGAACCAACAACAAUCACACCUCAACUAUAUCACCAUUACACACAUUGUCCAUUGUUUUUGCGACCCCGGACCAGGACCCCCCCUCAAAGAGCAGCACUCGGGGUUAUUUAAACAUGGUUUCACCUCACCAUCAAUGGCUCAUUGAAUCAUAUAGUACUAAUACAUUUUUAUGGCAGGCUGAAUUUUUUGGGAUCAGCCAUUAUACUUCAGAGAAAGAGAUUAAUUAAGGGGGGUUAAUACAUUUUGUACAUUGUAGGGAACAAUUAUGCAUUUGGGUUGGGGAGCAUAAAUUUUUGUAUUUAUUGUUUUUUUUUUUUUCGGGUUUUGGGGAAUUUUUUAAUUUUUAUUUUGUGUUUCCCUUCCCUGGAUUGUUUGCCAGGAAGUAAAAAGAAAUAGGAAAAUUAAAAAUAAUUGUACAGUUAAAAAGGAAAGGGAAAGUUUGGAUGACA